AGUUGCCACACCGAAGCAUUAAAUAGUACCAAAAAUACACUCAGGCGAAUCCUCCUCCCCCUCCGCUUCUUCUUCUUCUUCUUCUUCUCGCUCUGCCGUCUUCACUUCGACCGGACCUCCUCCGGCGACUCGAUUUAUAGGUGAGGAUGUCUACCAAAGCCCUCAGGGAUCUUAAUAUAAUCCCCGCAUCCGGAUUGGACAAGACUAUUGAUAGCAAAGGAACUUUAACAAAGUUGUACCCUGAGAAUGGAUCUGAAUUUCAGAAGAAAACUCCUCCCCUCUGUUCUGUUCCAGCAAUUAAAAUCGAUAUGGGGACAACUGUAGCAGAGAUAGGAAAUGCAGAAGUUGAGUACAUAGAAUCUGAGAAUUUGAGUGAUGUACCAGACUUGGAUGCAUGUUUUAAUACACUGUUUAGCAGGUUAGACUCAAAGGACUGGGUUUCUGUAUGUGAAGCCCUUAAUAACGUGCGCCAGUUGUCGAUAUACCAUGAAGAAAAGCUUCUCGAGAUCUUAGGAUCUGUGAUUCCGUUGAUUGUGAAGUCACUGAAAAGCCCUAGAAGUGCUGUUUGCAAAACUGCAAUUAUGGCAUCUGCUGACAUAUUUAAGGCUUACAACGAUAAAGUCAUUGACUCAAUUGAUUCUCUGCUUGUCCAAUUGCUUCUGAAGUCCUCACAAGACAAACGGUUUGUAUGUGAAGCUGCUUUGGCCGCUCUCAUAGCUAUGACCACUUCUGUUUCUCCCACACUUCUGUUGCCAAAGUUGCUACCUUAUCUCACCGAUAAAAAUCCGCGGAUACGAGCAAAAGCAUCUAUAUGUUUCAGCAAGAGUGUGCCUCGACUGGGAACCGAAGGAAUCAAAGCUUAUGGAAUCGACAAGCUCCUUCAAAUUGCAGCAUCCCAGCUGAGCGACCAGCUUCCUGAAUCGCGAGAGGCUGCGCGAACACUUGCUAUAGAACUACAAACAGUUUAUGUAAACUCCCAAGCAUCCUUCCCUCGAAACGAAGGCUCUCUCGACCCAAUGGACACUGAGUCCUGGGAGGCCUUUUGCCAUGCGAAGCUCACCCCUCUACGCGCUCAGGCGAUUCUCCGUGUUACAUCGACGACUUCAAAAGAGGCUCUCGUGUUGGGUUAGCUACCUCUUGUGGUUCAGCUACUUAUUGUCUAUUUAGGCGAUUCCACUGCUUAUAUUAUGCAUUCGAUAUUUUUGUACAUGUUAUAAUGAUAGGAAAUAUAUGUUCGGGGCACUUUGUAAAAUUGAUCUAUUUUUUACGAUUUGAGUUGUUUUUUUUUAUGGGACAAUUAAUCUGCAGUAAAUGCUACAGACAGAAGUUCCGUGUGGUC
Molecule: messenger RNA, 1339 nt
Organism: Zingiber officinale
Lineage: Eukaryota; Viridiplantae; Streptophyta; Magnoliopsida; Zingiberales; Zingiberaceae
Exons: 6
Coding region: 147-1130 (327 amino acids)
Biological process (GO): microtubule cytoskeleton organization
Cellular component (GO): cytoplasmic microtubule
Molecular function (GO): microtubule binding
Source: RefSeq, a predicted model, not a curated record